AAAAACUCAAUAUAAAAGCCACCGAGAAAUUUUAACUAGACAGUGAAGCGGAAUUCGAUCAAAAAUUAAAUUCAAUCAUAAACCAGAAUGAAAAUGAACCAAAUGAACCUAAAAUUCCAAACCUAUUAUACGAAAGAAAUAGCAAAGAAAAUACAAAUGCAAGUAUUCCAAAACAAAUAGAAUUUGUUUCAAACGUAAAAUUUGCAAUAAAACAAAAGGAAGAGGAAUUACCUCAAGCAAAAGCGUCCAUCAGUCAUUUGGGCUAUUGCAAUUUAAAAGAACACCAUCAACAUCCCACUCGGAAUUUGGAAGCGAUACAUCCGAAAAUGCACUGGACACAUCUAGAGAUUUGGAUGAAGAGCUUAAUUCUACAGACAUUUCAAAAGAAACAGGACAAUAUAAACAAACUAAUUUGCGUGAAAAAGUCGCUGAAUGGGCUAGGAAAAAUAUUAGGCAUUUACCUGACACAGUAGUCAAUGAAAUAUUGCGAAUUCUACGUUCAGAAGGAAACUGGGAUCUUCCAAAAUGUGCAGAAACUUCAUUAGGUACAAAAAGAUCUGAGGGUGCAAUUCAUGGCAUGAUAUAAAAGAAAAGGUAAUCCCCUUAUUUAACAAGUCUGAAACAGAAAUGAUGCCAAUUCUCAUGCAAUUAGUUCAUCCGGAAUACUAUUCUAAGCCCUUCGCAGUCGCUUUAUAUGCAGGAAAUUCAAAACCAGCUAGCCCAAACGACCUUUUAAGCGCCUUUGUCGAAGAAUGUUUCUAUCUUAUUGAGAAUGGUCUUGAAAUAGAAGGUAAGCAUUUUGAAUUUAUAUUUAAGGCCGUUGAUUGUGACACACCAGCACGUGGUUUUCUUAAGUGCACUAAGGGACACACUUGUUUUUAUGCAUAUGGACGGUGCGAAUUAAAGGGAAUGUCUGUCAGCGCAUCGAAAACCAAUUCAAGAAGUAAAGUUCGAGUAUAUCCCGAAAUUAACUGCAAACUUCGCACCAAAGAAUCUUUUGAGAAUCGAACCCAGCCAGAGCAUCACCAUGAAGGGGAAACAUCACGACUUCUUCAUAUAUCUGGUUUCGAUCCAGUUUUGGGAGUUUUGCUUGAUUACAUGCACUUGCUGCCAGAAGCUUUUACUUCAACUCUCUGAGGCAGUGCCAAAGGAAUUCCAAAGAAACACGUUCGCGUUAGAUGGUCUCGUCAUUAUUCUUCGAAAAGUUUGAUCCCCAGACAUGUAUAAACAUUUUCUCCUUUUAUACACAGCUUGCAGAAUUUUAUUUAAUCCGGAAUUAGCUUUUCCAAAAGUAGAUUAUGCUGAAUAGUUACUUCGACGAUUUGUAUCGGAAAUGCCAGAGCAUUAUGGAAUCUCAUCACAGGACGAGGAUAAAACUUAUGAAGAAUGCAACAAGGGAUCCUUCAUUGACGAAAUGAACUUGAUUGCUGAAGACAGAAUUAUUCUACACACCGAAACUAAUAAUAAUCAUGAAGAGAUUGAAGGCAACAUCGAAGAUGACGUUGUUACAAGACCAAAAAAAGUAAAAAAAAAAUCGAAACAGCUGGAAGAAGAAAUAUUAGAAAAUGUUGAAACAGAUGAGAUCCAUGAUUGCUUGAAGCAAACGGAACAGAGACUUAGGAAAGCUCUGAAUACUGUUAAGCCCCGAGUGCUUCGACAUAUUAAGAGCAGAGUGGAAACUUUUGAUAAAAGUAUAGCUCUCAAUGCCAACGUCACAUCAAAUAUGUCGCCAGAAACUAGCGCAUUAAAUACUACUUUGCCAAUAAAAGAUGUCGCUGAAUUCGAAACUUUUGACACGGAACUUUUUGGAAAUGUGGAGAAGAUUGACGCUCUCAACAUGAUUAUGACGAUUGCCAUUCAUAGAUGUGAAAAUACAAAGGAUUCCGUGGCUGCUAUUCUAGGUGCCAUAGUGAAAAGGGACGUUUAGUCUCAUUACAGCGCAAAUGGAAAGGGAAAAGAUAAGAAAAAAUUUAGAGAUACAAAUACUUUUCGUCACAUGCGAGAUGUCAUCUUCGAUUAUUUAAGAGACAACACAAACGAAGCAGAGAUUAACACCGAAGUCAGCACCUGGCUUUCGAGAUCGGGGGACCGUGUAGGGGGGAGAAGAGCGAGAAAAUAAAAUAAUGAUAUCGUAUUAGAACGUUUUCAUGUUUUAUAUAUUACUAUAAUUUUGGUUUAAUUAUUCAUUACA
This is a messenger RNA of Belonocnema kinseyi, 2191 nucleotides long. RefSeq lists its product as uncharacterized. The coding region runs from base 1334 to 1927 and encodes 197 amino acids. The transcript is spliced from 6 exons. NCBI's taxonomy places the organism in Eukaryota, Metazoa, Arthropoda, Insecta, Hymenoptera, Cynipidae. The record is from RefSeq and is a predicted model, not a curated record.